AUGAACGCGCAACGACGUCGGCAAAUACGUUCUAUUCUACGCAAAAUACUAACUGUAGUUAUGGAACAAAUAGAAGACGAGAUUUCAUUCGAAAUAAAUAAACCGAAACAAAUCUUUAAAAAGAUUAGUCGCAGAUCCAUGCUUGGAGGAAGUUCUUUGUUGCUAAAAGAACUGGCUAUUGAAGAUCUUAAAGAAUAUCGCGAUUCGAUGAGAAUGACAGAAGAAUCCUUCAAUUGGUUACUAAACAAAGUAAGGCCUGCUAUAGAAAAAAAUGAUACUCACAUGAGGAGUGCAAUACCGGCCAAAAUAAAACUCCAAGCUAUUAUUUAUAUGCUUGCAACAGGAAAUAAUUUGAGGACCCUAUCUCAUUUUUUCAGAAUAUCUAAAUCUAGCCUUUCGUUAAUGAUUCCUGUAAUUUGUGAUGCCAUCUACAAUGCUUUGGAGGAAUUUAUACAGGUACCAAGAAACUCUGAAGAGUGGGAGGCAAUUGCAAAUGGCUUUAGAAAAUCUUGGAACUUUCCUGGGUGUUGUGGAGCAAUUGACGGCAAGCACGUUGUCAUUAAAGCUCCAUUUGAAGCAGGAAGCUAUUUCUAUAAUUUUAAGCAACAGAAUAGCCUUGUAUUAAUGGCUUUGGUAGAUGACAACUAUUGUUUUUCAUAUAUCGAUAUCGGGUACAAUGGUCGAAUAUCCGAUGGAGGAGUUUCCCGAAACUGCAACUUAAGUGAUGUUUUGGAAAAUGGCUUGCUACCAGAACAUCAUGUUAUAGUUGGAGAUGCUGCCUUCACUCUGAAGCCUUAUUUAAUGAAGCCAUUCGGAGGACAAAAUUUAACACAAAGAGAAAAAAAAAUUAAUUACCGGUUGUCUCGUGCUAGACGUAUUGUUGAAAACGCUUUCGGGAUAUUAGUAAGUAGAUUUCAAAUAUUGGGAAAACCACUGCCUUAUUGCCCAAACACUGUUGAUAAAAUUGUAAAAGCUUGUUGUGCUUUACACAACUGGCUCAGAAUCAAAAGUUCGAUAUUAGAACAUACAAUGGACUUUGAAGACACUGAGAACGAACAUUUUGUAGAAGGGAGCUGGAGACAGUUACCUUCAGAGGGACUUGUGCCAAUACCUAGACACAUGUACAACCAUUCGUCGCAAAACGUAGGUCAGAUCAGAGAAAAGUUUGCAGACUAUUUUAUGGGCGAAGGAUCUGUCUCCUGGCAGGCACGAAUGGUACAUUAA
This is a messenger RNA of Parnassius mnemosyne (clouded apollo), 1224 nucleotides long. The record is from the annotation of a GenBank genome assembly. NCBI's taxonomy places the organism in Eukaryota, Metazoa, Arthropoda, Insecta, Lepidoptera, Papilionidae.